Messenger RNA from Fopius arisanus, 1797 nucleotides. RefSeq lists its product as uncharacterized. The coding region runs from base 223 to 1650 and encodes 475 amino acids. Lineage: Eukaryota; Metazoa; Arthropoda; Insecta; Hymenoptera; Braconidae. The record is from RefSeq and is a predicted model, not a curated record. The transcript is spliced from 2 exons.
UUUGGUAUAUAAGCAGUUGGUCGCUUGGAGCGUCUAAAUCAAUUCAAAUUUUCCAACGUACAAGAGCGGCUCCCGCGGAUAAACAUCACAGACGAAGAAUUUUUAAUGGUAAUUGUUGUAUAAUAAUAAAUAAAUAUUGUUGAAGGCCAUCAUUGUGACGUACCUGAAAUAGCGGAGUAAUUGGGCUGUGAAAAAGGUUGAAAAUCUGAUAAAUUGGACGAAAUGAACGACUCAGGUGAGACUCUCUGGCGUUCGAUGGAGUCGAGUUUCAACGAAAUGGAGACAUCCUCAGUGGAGGUAUCUUUCAAGAGUUUAACUGGAAAUUGUGAUGACCUCUCAGAAACCACACAGUCAGUUGUUACUCCUAGAAAAAAUGCUAUGAGCGUAGAAGUGGGACUGAUUGAUGCACUUCGCAAUUUGCAGUUGGCAUCUGUAAAGAAAGUACGACAAUCGAGAAAUAAUUUGAACUCCACGAUUCCAAAGGACGAGCAGCAAACAUUCCAAUCUAAAACAGAACACCUAGAUCUUCCAAUUGACAAAUGUGUUCCUGAAAAAGUCGAUCAACCGAGUGUGCAAUCCACAGUUGAGAAUAAUGCCGAAGAUAGGGAGAACAGAAAGGCAUUGACUGAAAUCAUGGAUGAACUUGUCGAAGAAUGUUUGCAAGUUGAACAGCUGAAUGUAAAGUCUUCAAUUGUAUCAGAGCAUAAACAAGUCGACGAUUUGAUCUCUGAAGCAGUCGAGGAUUCACAAAAGGUGAUGAACGGGGAUCAAUUUUCAAUUCGAAUGGAAUCCCAAGGGCCAGUUAUCAACGAUAAAGUUAAACUGAAGGACCCAAAGAUUGCUAAGGCCCCCCCAGUGGACCCAAAAAUCGUGAACAAUAUGAAGAACGCAGUGAAGCCUCUAUUGAAAUCUCUCCGAGAGGUGAGAAAAACAACGAUCGGUGUAUCUCCCAUGUUACAAACUAAAUUGAGAUGUAGAGCGACAAAUAAUUUACCAAGGACUCAAUUAUCGACGGUUAGUCAAUCGAAGAAAAAAGCGGGUGAGUUGAGAGCACCGAGAUCAUCAUCUUUGACGAAGAAGCAACCGUUGAGGAAUGUUGUGGCAACUGUUGUUUCGACGAAGGAAGGCAUUCAAGUCAAAGAAGAGAAGAUCAGUAAUUUUGGAAUUCCUGUAAACAUCAUGACCAAGAAAAAACGGACUCAAGCGGUUCCUUUCAGCUUUGCUUCUCGAGAGAGAGAUUCUCGCCAAGAGCUGAAACUACCGAAGAAAUUGCCAAUGAGGGACUCUGAUUCAAUUAAUCAGCAGAGACAAUUCUCGAUUAUUAAGUCUACAACAGAGAAAAAGAUGCCAUCAGUAAAGUCCCAACCAAUGUCUAAAUCGUUGUGGGAAGAGUCCGCGAACAAGGAGAACAGAUCGAUGAAUUUGAAUAAAUCGAAGACAGUAAUCGGACGUCCUAAAUUAUCUACUGGGGAACGUGAGAAAAAAAUUGAAGACAAGCGAAAUUUAAUUGUACUUGAGCAACAAAAGAAGGAGAGGGUCACUGCCCCCAAGUCAAAGAAAAUACCGGAGUUAAAAACUACUGCAACGUCAGUCUUCAAAAUUCCAGCUCCAGUGAUAUCAAAGAAACCACUCUCUGUCCCUCGAAAAUGAUGUUUUGAGGGACCAUUAUAGCGAAUAAAUUUCAGAUAUUUAGAUAUCGAUUUUCGUACAAAAAUUAUUUUUCUUACAGUUUAUAAUAACUAUCCUUGUGUGAAUGAAUUUUUAUAAUUUCUGUCAUAAUAAAAGCCUUAAAUAUAA